UGUCCAUGUUAGUGAUGCAGCAGUAGCAGAACUUGACUGAAGGUGUUCAUCAUUCCUGAUGAAGGGCUUAUGCCUGUAACAUCGAUUCUUUUGCUUGAUCCCCUGUGCUUUUCCAGCACUAUACUCUUGACCGGGGAGGUGUUCAAAUAUUGUAUUGUAGUGAGACUGGGAUCUGAUUUUAUGUGGUCCAGCCAAAUCUGGUGAUGAAUGACUCAAUCUGCUGUGCACCAUGAAGUAUUUGUACAUAAAGAAGCAAAGACAUGCGCUGUCGUAGGAAAAACCUUUGGAUUCAGAGGGAGUAAGAGUUUUACUGGGGAUAAGGACACCAAAAUGAAGCAUCCAGCAUGUCAGAUCAGGAGAAGUUGCUCGAGGUUUUAAAAAAGGAGCUGCUGUCUCUGCUGAUUUCUGCCAAAACUGGUCUGACUCCUGAGGAACUAGAAAGAGAUUACCAGAGCAUGAUGGGGAAGCGGCUGCCUCUGUGUGCGUUAGGUUACAGGUCUGUUUUGGAGCUUGCCUCCAACAUAUCAGAUACCAUCAAAAUUCACACACUUGGAGAUGGCAACAUCCUUCUAAAAGGGGUUGGAAAUGAAACCACAAAAGGAAUUGAAGAACUGGUGGCAAAAGCAAAAGUUUCCACAAAGACCAAACGUAACUUGAGAAAAUCUAGGUAUGAACUCGUGCAAAAGCAGGUUUUUCUGCCCAGACGGUAUAACACCAAGCCAAUUCUGCCAGCAUUAGUGAAGUGUGAACUCAGAGAGCUGGUGGCAUCCUUUCCUGAUGGUGUUCUGCUCUCCGAUUUUGACAAGUCAUUUAUGAAAAGGUAUGGGCGGCCUUUUCAGUACACAAGGUAUGGCUUUUACUCCUUGCAGGAAGUUCUCAAAGCAGCUGCAGAUGACAUUGAGAUCCAGCAGACACGCCGGGGUUCCCUGCUGUUGGCAAGAAACAAAAAUAGAGCAAGUCCACUGAAGCAAGGUAAAUGGCUAAACCAGUCUGUUCAGAGCAAUCCAGCCCAAACACAUGUGAAAACGGUGCUACCAAGCCUGACUAAACCAUCCACAGACAAUGAGAUUGCAUCAGCUUUGAAGACAGAGGAUUUACCAGGUCCAGCUCUAGCUCCUGAGUACUUCGAUGGAGGUUUGAAAAAGCUUGUAGAAGACCUGAGGACCGUACUUGUAGAUAAAGGAGUUGAAGGCAUCAUUGAUUCACGAGUGAAGGAAAAAAUUCGAUUUACAGUAGCACAACGACCUGAUGGGUUAUUGGCAUCCAAACUCCCUACAGAAUUCAAGAAUAUUUUUGGAAUGGAACUUCCCUUGAAAGAAUUGGGCUUCUAUAGUGUGACUGAACUUGUUGGUGCAUUAAGUGAUACCCUCCAUGUGGAGCGUGACUCUGUCAAUCAGGAUUGGCUAGUCUUUGACAUCCGACACCACAAGUUGCUUCAAAAGGAACCUGAACCACAACUCAACAAAAUCAAUGAGUUGCUGUCUGCAGACCAGGAACGAGCAAUUCUUGCAGACACCCAGGACUCUGAAAAGAAUUUCAAUCUUAAAACAAUUAACGAGGAAACGGUUGCAAAGAGAUCAUACCCUCCAGAAAUUGAGAUUCCACCAGAUGCCAUACAGGAUGGAAAUCUCUACAAGCUACCACAGCUCGAGGAAAAUUCCUUUGUCUGUGUGUUUGUAGAAAGCGUGACUUCACCCAGCCAGUUUUAUAUUCGUUUGUAUGGGGAUUUCACCUCAAUGAUGCUUGAAGAUCUGAUGAUUGAGAUGAGACGUUGCUAUUCCUAUGAGGAGGUCUCUGAACGCUACAUGAUGCCAGAUUCAUUUAUCCAACCAAGACAAGUGUGUUGUGUGCGGAACCCUGACGAUGUGUGGUGGUAUCGUGUCAUUAUCCAUAGGGUGCUGGAUGAAAAACUAGUGGAGGUGUACUAUGUUGACUUCGGAGAUGUUUCACCCGUGGAAAGAUCUCGACUAAGAUUUCUCAAAUGUUGUCAUUCAAAGCUUCCUGCCCAAGGGAUUCCAUCAACACUUAUGUGGCUACAACCAACUGAGGAUGAUUGGAGCAUUGCUGCCAAGAAUCAAUUCCUGAGAUUCUGUGGAAAACAACCACUGGUGGCCCUGACAUAUGGAUAUGUUGAGGAUGUGCUGCAUUUGUUCCUUUGUGAUACCUCUACAGAUGAAGAUAUUUACAUUAAUGAUGUCCUUAAGAAAGCAGGUCAUGCCAUGCCAUGCCUCUCAAACAAUGCCUCUAAGGGAUUUGGGGACUUCAAUCCAGCUGCUCUGUAUUUGAAAUCAAAGCCAAUUUCGAUGAAAGAGAUAUCAUCAAAAAUUAAGGCAUGUCCACCAACCCCACUUGAUAGGAAACCCAAUUCCACGAUAGCAGAGGAGAGCGACAAAAAAUCAGACCUCCCAAUAUAUGGAGAGAACAAUGAAGAGGAUUUUGAAUCACUAAUCUAUGACUUGCCAUAUUUGGAGCCAUAUUCAUUUUGCUCUGUUACUCCAGUUGAAGACAAUUGUAAAUCUUUGAAGAUGUCUGUACUGGGAGUGUCUGAAGAGGUUGAAUAUAAUGAGCUCCCAGCACUAGAGGUGGUGGUGGAGGAAAAGCAACAGGAGCUGUGCUGUGAAUCAUUGAACAGCAUGGAUCGUCUGGAAAAUUCAGAGAACAAGUUAAAAACACAGGAUGAGUUCUAUAUCUCUAUUAUUGAUACUAAGCAUUCUGCAGAGUCAGGUAAUGCAGAAAUUCCAAGUGUGUAUGACAAGUCUGGUAUUUCAGGUGAAAGUUUCAAACCAGAGAAUAUUCAGCCCUUUGUGAAAACAGAUACCAAAAAAGUUUCAAGCUGCACUUCUGAAACUCUGCAAGAGGAAUCCAUCCAUUCUUUACUCAGCAGUGUCAAAGAGGAGCCAACUCCAGUGUUGCCUGUAUUAUCUGCUUCAGCCAGACAGAGUAAAUUUCACGUACCUCUGAGCUCUCCAUCGGCAGCACUUGGCCCCUCGGCACGUAUGGCAGGAGCGCUUCAUUGUUUAUCAUGGCUGUCAAUAAUGAACAAAAAGCUGUAACCUUCACAGUUCCAGGCAGGAACUCAGCUUUCGUUAGUUGGAACACUACUUGGCCACCAAGUCUGCGUUAAAAAGGAUACCUCUUUGCUGCUCCAGGCCUGCAUUAUACACACUGCAUGGUUUGGAGAGUUUGCUUUCAAAAGAUUGAACGUCAAACUGACAAAAGCCCGUGUUUCAAAAUGCUCACUUUGUCGAAACAUUUCAUGUGAUUGAGAUUUUUUUUGCUGUACUAUCAGUUUUAUUUUGCGUGCUUGAACAAAGGAAACAUUGUAUACAAAGGAUGUGAUCUUCAUCUUUGUUGUUCCUAUUAUAGAAAUUUUUUUCUGAAAAGUUUUAUAAGUUACUAUACAGUUUCAGAGAAUUAGGAUUUUCUUUUACUUUGGGAAAGGAAUGUUUUACUGGUGAAUGUUGAUUCUAUUGAAAGAAGAAAUGACUGAAGCUAGUUUGACCCGUGGAAUUGAAGUUGAAAUUAUUUACAUUAUUUGCACUGAAUGGAAUGCUGCUGAUAUUCAGCUCAAAUGCUUGUCAUUCUCAGUAAGCUUUAAUAUCCUCUUCUGUUGUUGCAUUAUCUGUACAGUUUAAUUUGUAUAUAUGAAAAGAAUUCUCCUGUUUUUUUUUUGCUGACCGCAGUGAAACCACUUGCCCCUUUCAGAUGCCUAGGUACAGAAACUGCACAAUAAGCUGCCUGCACGGAUAGCUGUAUCCUGGACAACCUUACCAGAAGCUCAGUUGGUAGCACUCUGGCUUAUAAAGUUCUAGGUUCGAGUCCUUCUACCAGAACUUGAGCAUACAAAUCAAGGCUGCCAUUCAGUGCAUCACUGGGAUGUCCUGGCGUGUCAGAGAUGCCAAUCUUUCAAAUCUGGCAUCAUACCAUGACUUCAUUUGCCUACUCUGAAGUAAGUGAAAAUGGGGAAAAAAGAAACUGAACACUUUUUGAAGAAGAGCAGCUUGCAUUCUGGCUAAUAUUUAUCCCUCAAUCAAUAUCACAUAAAUAGCAGCUUAUCCAGUGAUCAUUUUCACAAUGCCGUUUAUUGGAGUUUGCUGUUGUGCAGAAGUGGAGUCUUAUUUCCUACACUGCAACAAUGACUAAAUUUCAAAAGCACUUAAUUGGCUGUAAAGUACUUUGAGUCUAACAUGUAGUUGGGAAAAUCAGUGUGUAAAUAUGAGUUUUCUUCCUCCCUCUAAGUUUACGCUGGCUUACUCAUUCUUGAAAUUUUGUAUCUUCAAAUGCCCCCUUCCCCCAAAUAAGAUUAACAGUUAUUGGUAUGUAACUGUUGCCAAUUAUUUUCAAACUUAAAUAGAUUUGAUGUGGAGGUGCUGGUGUUGGACUGGGGUGGACAAGAUCAGAAAUCGCUCAGCACCAGGUUA
Chiloscyllium plagiosum (whitespotted bambooshark) is the source of this 4421-nucleotide messenger RNA. The record is from RefSeq and is a predicted model, not a curated record. Lineage: Eukaryota; Metazoa; Chordata; Chondrichthyes; Orectolobiformes; Hemiscylliidae.